CGUUGAUGACGUCAGAAACAGAGGGGGGCGGAGUCUGAAGCAACUCGGUCGAACUCGGUUCGGCCAGCACCGCGGCGUGUCUGAGCAAAAUGAAACAUGGAUGAAGAGGUCGCCGAAAGUUGGGAGGAAGCUGUUGAUAGUGGGGAAAUGGACAAGCGGUUAGAGGAGAAACUAAGAAUCAGCCAGAAAGAAAGGGAGUCUAGUAACAAUUCUACACGAUCCCCAUUGAGGACAGCCAUGGUGAUACAGGACGACUCUCUACCAGCAGCACCACCACCUCAGAUACGCAUUUUGAAGCGCCCAGCCAGCAAUGGUUCAUUAGGAUCAUCCAUGAGUCAGAACAGACCUACACCACAGGUCAAAUCUCUGGCUCAGCGUGAGGCAGAAUAUGCAGAGGCCAGAAAGAGAAUCCUGGGAAGUGCCUGCCCCGACGAGACGCCUCAGGACAAACCCAACACUGAUAGGUCUCUACGCAAUAACUCUACAAUGUCGUCAGAGGACACCCGAUCAAACAAUCACACUGUUCGGCAGCCAGCUGGUCCAGAUGGCACCCAAGGGUUCCGACAGCACAGAUAAGUUGGCCCUGAGCCCAUCUGGCCAUUGAGAGAAGAGAGAUCAAUGGCUUUCGGAGAGAAAAGACACCACUGUCUUCUUUAAACUUUUUCUCCAGUUUCAUUUUGAUACUGCUGCUCAACUCUUCUGCCAGUAGCCUUGUGGAACUGUCGAUGAGUAAGGAACUCCAGGAAGAAGUCAGAUGUGCUCUUUUCUCUCCCCAGUCCUGUCUGUUUGACACUGUGAUUAUGGACAACUUAUGGACUCACUGUGAUGAUCCCUUUAAGAGACACCUGACCCCCAUCUCGCUUCAUUCAGUCCCCAGCGGCUCUAUCUCAGAACGCCUGUAAGACGAAAGCAUAGACUUGAACCAAGGAUGGCGGAGAGUGGGAAAGAAGUGGCAAGCCAUAGCAAAUAGAGAUGAGCUGGUACUUGUGCAGCCUUUCCCAGCAAUAAUACCAGACAUCACUUCUUUCACCUUUUUUAUAUUUUUAAUUUUAGAUGUUGGGUCACUAAAUUUUAUCCUUUUUGUUUUUCUUGCUUUGCUUCAAUAUUUAUCCUAGGGAUGCUUUGAAAGGACAAACUUCACACUCAUACUGUAUGUUAUCAAGCAGCUGUUAAUUACAACAGCAUUAAAUGUUUUUUUUAAUAAAGUUAACAUCUGAAACAAAAUAGGAAAUACUGACAUUUUCAAGCUUUAGUUCUUUUUAAAAAUAAUGCUACAUUCUGCCAUUCAAUAUGAGCAGCCUCAGCUGCAGUUGCACAACUAGUACUGAGCUCACACCUUUAGUACUCGCCACUAAUGCUGAGUACUGGUAACAGGUAACUAAGCUGUUAGUAUUGUCAGUACUCCCAUAAUAACUUGCCAUUAGUUUGUUUUAAAAACAGAGGGUAAUCAUGUGUUUCAGGUUGUUUACUUUUUUCUGUAUUUCAAUGAUAACUUUCCAAUGUCUUCCUUAGACCUUCAUGUCGUUAUUUCUAUUUAAAUGUAAAGGCAAAAAAAAGACAAGGAGCCUCUUCCGUGAUUGUUUUUAAGUAGCUCUUCUGCCUUUUUUUAUAAGAUGUCAGAGCAGUAUUUUAAAAUGAACCAAAAGCUCAUUUAAAAUAAAGUCAAAAGUCAGAUGCAUUUAUUUGAAGAUCAUGCUAAACUUAACGUGGUGAGACAGGGAAAUAAAUUUACUGCUGUAUUUCAAGGUUUCUCCAUAUCCUGACCAUGGCAACAGUGUGCAGGUUGUUAAUGUCCUUUAUUGAAAUAUAGUAGGUAGAAACUCAGGUGUAAGGGAGCGAGACUGAAUGAAUGAAAUGAACUAAGAUUGUAUUUUUGCAACAGGUUUCAUUGCCCAGACAGCAAUCGUCUAUAAUUUACUUUAGGAUGGCACAUGCUGGUCGAUGGAAAAGGCGCUUUACACAGCAUGAAGGUAAAUGUAGCUAUGACAAUGAGCAGAAGGUUCUUGAUCAAUGCGAAACUGUAACAUGAUGCUUUGGUUUAAUAACCAAUGAUCAAGACAUUAGAGAAACUGUUGAGAGGUAGCAACUACCUGGCUGUCCACUGUGCCCAAUAAAUGUUCGUUUAUAUUUGUCUGGAGAUCUCAAAGCCAUAUUCAGUGGUGCACAUCAGUAGUAGAACAGUUCCUUUAAAUGGUUUCUUCAGCUUGUGCCUCCUGUAAUCACAUCUUUAUUUCCUGGUUAUUGAUUUAAUACUUUAAUUCAAGUUACAUUAUUUAAGGAGAAAUCCUAAAUACUGGUAAGAGAUUUUUUUUCAGGAAAUCCAGCAGCAGAGCAGGAGGCAGACAGGUGUAGCUGAGUCCCGAGUGAGAACACAAACUGCCUGUAAAUACUGAUUUAAUAAAACAGUUUGCAAAGGUGA
Molecule: messenger RNA, 2419 nt
Organism: Betta splendens (Siamese fighting fish)
Lineage: Eukaryota; Metazoa; Chordata; Actinopteri; Anabantiformes; Osphronemidae
Gene: szrd1
Product: SUZ RNA binding domain containing 1
Exons: 4
Coding region: 97-576 (159 amino acids)
Source: RefSeq, a predicted model, not a curated record